CUUUCUGCUUCCUGAGUGUUCACUUCACGCCUCUUACUCGAUUAGCUACGCUUGGAAAUCUACGGAUUAUUUGCCCUUCAUUCAACUAAAGAGUAAAACAAACAACUAAUUACCCAUUCGCAGGAAUUAAAGACGCAGAAGGCGCAGUUUGUGGUGAUUUUCUCCAGAUAAGUGAAAUGGCAGGAGCCAGUAUUUCAGUGGAUCAGAAUCGGCUCACUUGUCCAGUGUGUCUGGAUCUACUGAACGAUCCGGUGACGAUUCCCUGUGGACACAGUUACUGUAUGAGCUGCAUCACAAACAGCUGGAAUCAGAGGGAAAUCUACAGAUGUCCAUUAUGCAAUCAUACUUUCAAUCCAAGACCAGUUUUACAUAAGAAUGUGGUGUUUGCUGAGCUGGUGGAGGAACUAAAGAAGACGAGUCUCCAAGCUGCUACUCCUGCUGCUGAUCCUCCUGCAGUUGAUCCCACUGGAUCUGAAGAUGUUCCGUGCGACUCCUGCACUGGAAAUAAACAGAAAGCAGUGAAGUCGUGUCUGGAGUGCCAAAGCUCUUACUGUCAAAAUCACCUUCAACAACAUGAGAGCCUCUUCGGAGGUAAAGGACACAAUCUGAUGGAUGCCACUGAACAACUGCGGGAGAUGAUCUGCCCUAAACAUGGUAAAAUGUUGGAAAUUUACUGCCGUACUGACCAGCAGUGUGUCUGUAUGCUGUGUUUGGUGGAUGAACACAAAAAUCAUGACACUGUAUCAACUGCAGAAGCAAGAACAGAGAAACAGAGGCAUUUUGAGGAAACACUGAUAGAAACACAGAUGAUAAUCCAGCAGAGACAGAAAGAGCUGAGAGAGGCUGUGGAGUCUCAUAAGCGCUCUGCACAGACCGCAGUGGAGGACAGUGAGAGGACCUUCACAGAGCUCAUCUCCUCCAUUGAGAGACGUCGCUCUGAGGUGACACAGCUGAUCAGAGAUCAGGAACGAUUUGCAGUGAGUCGAGCUGAAGAACGACUGGAGGGACUGGAGCAGAAGAUCGAUGAUUUGAGGAGGAGAGAUGCUGAGAUGAAGCAGCUUUCACAGCGAAGGGAUCAUGUUCAUUUCCUCCAGGGUUUGCCGUCUCUCUAUCACCCUGUAUCUACAGACGGCUUCGGUAUCAGUUCUCAUCUGUCUUUUGACAACAUAGUGAGAUCAUUCUCACAACUCACAGACAAACUGCAGCAGUUCUCCAGAGAGACUAUAGAAAAUACUAACAGAAUAGUGGAAUCCAUCCAUGUCAUUGGAGCUCCUGAAUAUCAGACCAGAGAGGAAUUCCUACAAUAUUCCCGUCUGUUGACUCUGGAUCUGAACUCAGUGAAUAGUUGGCUCCGUCCGUUUGAGGAGAACACAGUGAUCGCUUGCUCUGAGACAAGUCUGCCGUAUCCCGAUCAUCCAGACAGAUUUGAUUAUUGGUGUCAAGCAUUCUGUGUCGAGAGUUUGACUGGACGCUGUUACUGGGAGGUGGAGUGGGCUGGUAAUGGGACAUUAGGAGUGGUUAUAGGAGUGGCGUAUAAGAGCAUCAGCAGGAAGGGAGAUGGUCCUGAGAGUGUAGCUGGGUUUAAUGAUCAGUCCUGGAGUUUAUACUGCACUCCCACUUUCUGCUCAUUCUGUCACAAUAACAUAGAGACUGUCCUUCCUGUAGUGUCCAGAAGAAUAGGAGUGUAUGUAGAUCACAGCGCAGGGAUUUUGUCCUUCUACAGUGUUUCACACACAAUGAGCCUCAUCCACAGAGUCCAGACCACAUUCACUCAGCCGCUCUACGCUGUGUUUGGAUUAGAUAGACAGGCAGCGAUGAAACUGUGUUGUCUAACCAAUUAAAUCGUGUAGAAUUAAUUUGUCAUAUCCACUAGUGAACCCUUUGAGAAUCUAUACUUCUGCAUUGAAUCCUUAUCAAAUGUGUUCUUAUCUUAAUUAGGGCCCGAGCACCGAUGGUGUGACGACCCUAUUGGAAUUGCACGGUCAAUUCUUCUUCUCCGAAAUGAAUCGCAUUUUUGAGGGCCUAAACAUACUCGAAAACUCAUGAAACUUUGCACACGCGUCAGAAGGGGUGAAAAUUUACAUCUGAUAUGGGUUUCAGAAUUAGGUGUUGCAAAAUGGCUCGAUAGCGCCACCUACAAAAUUUCAAUUCGCGCUACAUUUCACGUACAGGUAUGAAAUUCGGUAGACCACAUCAUAUACGGUCUGUCUAAUCUUAAGGCCUUAGCGAUGUUAAAUUGAGAAGAUCUUGAGUUUUCGCUGAAGACAAAGUUUUCGCCUGACAAAAUUCAAAAUUCGAUGUUUCGCCAUGAAACAGGAAGUUGUUGUAACUCAGGCAUACAGUGUCCGAUCUGCUCCAAACUUCACAUGUUUGAUAAUAGUCCUGGUCUGAAGACAUCAACAUGGCAAUAUUCAGUUACAGUCAAAGCACCACCUGUUGGCAGCAGGAAGUGUGGCACUUUGAAAUGACUUUGCCAUAAUUCGCCUGUAUUUUCUCGCUUACAUGCAUGUCGCCCACUGUUCACUGUUUUCCUAAGGCCAACGGGUGGCGGUGAGCCCGGGUGCGAGGGCCCUUUCAUCGCUGCUUGCAGCUUUAAUUUAUAUUAAAAUUGUAGACAAACACAAUCAGAAUAAACUAAUAACACAAAGUAUUGUACAUUCACAGUAGGGGUGGGGGAAAAAAAUCGAUUCACAUAUGAAUCACGAUUAUUUCUUCCGCUGAUUUAAAUCAAUUUACAAUUUUUGAAAAUCGAUGAUUUAAAUCAGGGGUGUCCAAGCUCGGUCCUGGAGGGCCACUGUCCUGCAGAGUUUAGCUCCAACUUGCCUCAACAUACCUGCCUGAAAGUUUCUAGUAUUCCUAAUUAGCCCUUGAUUAGCUGCUUCAGGUGUGUUUAAUUGGGGUUGGAGCUAAACUCUGCAUGACAGGACCGAGUUUAGACACUCCUGUUCUAAAUGUUUAUUAAUGACGUGAUGUCAGGUCAAAGAAGGCGAAAGUCACCCGCAAGUAGGGCAGCAUUAGAGGGGUGCAGAGGCUUGCAAUGGAGGAAGCAUUAUGACUGAAGCUUACUUGCCAUGAAAACAGUUCCUAUAUCAAUAAAUUGAUGAAUAGAUAAUAGCCUUAAGUAAUGUUUAGUUACAAGCUUUUCUUGCAAUCUUUCUGUGUACAGGUACUUCUACUACUUCUGCAAUAAUAUAAAACUCUCCUGAUAUUAGAGUACAGUUACAGAAGAAUAAAAUAAAGCAUAUUUCGGUA
Messenger RNA from Ctenopharyngodon idella (grass carp), 3252 nucleotides. RefSeq names its product tripartite motif-containing protein 16-like. Lineage: Eukaryota; Metazoa; Chordata; Actinopteri; Cypriniformes; Xenocyprididae. The coding region runs from base 177 to 1841 and encodes 554 amino acids. Gene Ontology annotation, molecular function: protein binding; zinc ion binding. The record is from RefSeq and is a predicted model, not a curated record. The transcript is spliced from 7 exons.